GUGAGGUGAAAAGUUGCAAUGGCUGUUGAUAGUGAAAAGCCCCAAAACCAAAAAUUCAAUAAUAAAAUCACAGUCGAAGAGGAAUUUGAAAAAAUUCAAAUAAACGAAGUUGCGAAUUCAAAGGAAAAACAAGAUUCGGAGAAAGAUGACUUUUCUGUGAUACAAUUGGAAGACGAAGAUAUGGUGGAGGAUGUCCCUGAUACCAGCGUUUCACAAAAGCAGGCUAAUAGCUAUGCUGCUAAGAAAACCGUGGCUCAAGGAAUGAUGGAUAUUGCCCUGAUAACAGCCAACGCCAACCAACUUCGUUACAUAAUUGAAUUCAAUCGACACAGCUCGACGUUUUAUUUAAAUCUCAUUUUAAUUGUAAUUUCGUUAUUUUUACAAGUCGCUGUUGGAGUUUCCUUAAUAUUUAAGGGACGAAUGGAUUUACGCGGAGAAUCAAAGCAUCAAAAUGCAAAGAGAAUCAAUAACUACGUCGUCAUUGGCAUAUUUUUAGUCACGAUAAUUAACGUUUUCAUCGCCAGUUUCACAGUCACAAGCCAAGAAAAAUGAUAUACUUUUUUA
Tribolium madens (black flour beetle) is the source of this 564-nucleotide messenger RNA. Its product is annotated as ninjurin-A-like. Gene Ontology annotation, biological process: tissue regeneration; cell adhesion. Gene Ontology annotation, cellular component: membrane. The record is from RefSeq and is a predicted model, not a curated record. The transcript has 3 exons. Bases 19 to 552 code for a protein of 177 amino acids. NCBI's taxonomy places the organism in Eukaryota, Metazoa, Arthropoda, Insecta, Coleoptera, Tenebrionidae.